Molecule: messenger RNA, 2441 nt
Organism: Cydia strobilella
Lineage: Eukaryota; Metazoa; Arthropoda; Insecta; Lepidoptera; Tortricidae
Product: sodium/potassium-transporting ATPase subunit beta-2-like
Exons: 7
Coding region: 35-865 (276 amino acids)
Biological process (GO): sodium ion export across plasma membrane; potassium ion import across plasma membrane; intracellular potassium ion homeostasis
Cellular component (GO): sodium:potassium-exchanging ATPase complex
Molecular function (GO): ATPase activator activity
Source: RefSeq, a predicted model, not a curated record
GCCGUCCGCGUUACGCGCGCCAUCCGCCAUCGCCAUGGGGCUCGAGAAAAGGACUAUCAAGAUUAUUGUCAUUGUUGUGGUCGCCAUCGUCAUUCUCGGUGGAUUACUGGGGCUCUUACUUGGCCUCUUGUUGUACCCGUAUUAUGUAGUGUUGGAGGUGUGGCCGCGCUCAGUGGAUGACUACAGAUGGGAUCAGCCCCUCAUCCAGUUCAGACCUGCGGAUCCAGGCUCCUUCCAUCCUUGGAUCCAGCGUACCAAUGACUUCCUCAGAGUGUACGAAACCAUGGUCCCCGAGAGCCCGCCACGCGCGCCUUGCACCACUCGCGAGCGCAUGCAUACAAUGCCUCGUCCCCCGGACUGCGACCAAGCUAUGAGGAGAUGGGACCCGUGUACCAUCGACAUGGGAUACGGGUACCCUAUGGGUACCCCUUGCGUGUUCCUCCGUCUCUCCCAUGUGAACUACUGGACACCGCAUCCUUACAACUAUUCAAUGAAUCUGCACAUCCCGCCCGAGAUGCCUAAGCACAUAAGAGAUGGAAUGGCUGCAGCUAACGGCAUGGACUACAUCUGGGUAUCCUGUCAAGGAGAAUUUGGCGCAGACAAGGAAAACAUCGGUCCAAUUCACUACAUCACCGGUGGCCUGCCUCCAGGGUUCCCUUUGAGCCGUCUCCACACAGCUGACAGGAUCCCGUACGCCAGCAGACACCUGCCAGAGAAGGACCCUGGACCGCUUGUUGGAGUAUUCUUUAAGGAACCCAGACGGGGCGUAGUGAUCAACGUAGAGUGCCGCAUCUGGGCGCGGGACAUCUACUACGACGGUACUGGACGCACUGGACGAGCUCGCUUCGAGAUCUUCGUCGAGUAAAUGUUUGAAGAAGCCUUUUUUAAUGCUUUUUCUAAAGGUUUUCUACUCUUUAUGAUUCCUGAUGUUGAGUUUUGGAGAUUUUCAGUUGAGGAUGUCCUCACGCCAUGCCCGUCUGGGCAUGCCUACACAAACCGAAAUGUGCUUAAGUUUUUUUUAGUUAGGGAAAAUAUAUGGCAAGCGUUCGGCGUUUUAUGUUAUUCAUCUUGAUGUUCGCGAUGUCGAAACUUUUAAUAAGAAAAUAAAGAAGCAUAGAAAGUUAGACCAAGAAAAGUCUGCAGAGGCAGCACACGCAGUGCCAGUAAAUACGUCAUAAUUUCAUAGAAGUUUGACAUUUAAAAUAACACCUGCACUGACUGGACUGCGUGUGCUGUCAAAAUCUCUCCAGACUUUUCUUGGUUUGACAUGUCACGUCACGUUAAUUUUCAAUAAACACUGUAUCGUAUUCUGUGUAUAAAACCAAGAAUAAAACUUAAUUUAUUUAUAUAGCGGUAAGUCUAAAUAAAGCUAAUCUAAGGCUUCGGUCACACGGCCGUGGAUCUGCGUGCGGAUCGGCUGUGUGAGCCAGACAGCGGCUGUGAACAUUAUAUAGCGAUGUUCCACCUGUUUUUUCAUAAUUUUGUACGAAAAUUACUUAUAAUUAAUUAAUUUAUAAUUAAUUUACUUAUAAUUACCUCCAUAAUAUGUAUUCGACGUCAUAGUUUAGACAUAAAUCAUGACUGACCGGAGGGGCGCGGUAGUGAAGGUCAAGUCGCUAAAUGUCAACAUAUAUAGUAGCCGGUAGGGCAUUCUUAAUGUCACUUAAAUUUUGUCAUUAAUGUUUAAGCUGUAUAAGUCACUUAAAUAUAAUUUGAUUUCAAUUAUAUUAAAGAGUUGUUGUUGUUCAAUAAAUAAGAUUAAACAAUAUAAUAAAAAUAUUUAACAGAACGUUAAAAUUGACCUUACAUGGUAUUAUAAAUAAAUUCUAAUGAAUGUACAGUCAUGUUCUAAGAACAAAUUAAAUUACUUUCUAUGAAAAUAUUUUAAUUUGUGUUUUUUACAAGUAGACACACGACUAUUUAAACUAUAAACGGAAUAAAUGUCAUAUACGAAGGAAAAAAUAGUAAAACCAACUGUCGCGUAAACGUAGGACGCUGGUUCGAUUCCAGCCCUGGGCACACGAGGCCUUGGUAAUUUUGGCCUUUGUAUAUAUGUGGAAGCUUGUAAUUUGCAUUUAGUAGAUAAGUCUAAUAAGUAUAUUAGGCAGCAAGCAUCCAGAAUAAAAUAAAAUAAAAUAUGACAUUUAUUUCGUUAAUAUACAUGUUAUAAAAUUAUAACCGUGGAUAUAAUUGAGCUAUUUACAGAAACAUGCCAAAGUUAAAUCGAAAAUCAGUAUAUAUAAGUUAUUUGUUAAGUUUGUCAAACUUAUAAGACUUAAAAACAACAACUAUCAUAAUCAUAAAUAUCAACAGUUCAGAUUCCACAAAUACCUACAUAAUAUUUAGCAGUGUUGGCCGAACGUUAAUUGCAAUUAACCAUUAACCAGUACAAAUUGAACCGUAAACCGUAACGGACGGUUAUAGUUUACGGUUCAAUUUGU